This is a messenger RNA of Acanthosepion pharaonis, 849 nucleotides long. The record is from the annotation of a GenBank genome assembly. Lineage: Eukaryota; Metazoa; Mollusca; Cephalopoda; Sepiida; Sepiidae.
AUGUUGUCUUUCUGUUUAUCUAUCUAUCUAUUUAUCUAUCUAUCUAUCUAUCUAUCUAUCUAUCUAUCUAUCUAUCGAAGACUAUUCUUAAUUCAUCUAUCUAUCUAUCUAUCUAUCUAUCUAUCUAUCUAUCUAUCUAUCUAUCUAUCUAUCUAUCUAUCUAUCUGUUUCUUCAUUAUCUACCUAUUUAUCUCUUUGUUUUUCUCUCUCUUUCUACAUUAUCUAUCUAUCUCUUUCACUCUCUCUCUCUCCCCUUUUUACUCUCUUACUUUAACUCUCUUUCUCUAUAACUCUCCUCCUCCUCCUCUCUCUCUCUCUCUCUUUGUUCUAUAUAUCUAUCUUCUACUCUUUGUUUUUCUCUCUCUUUUUACAUUAUCUCUCUCUCUCUCUUUCACUCUCUCUCUCUUUUACUGUCUCUCUCUCUUUUUCACUCUCUCUCUCUUUUACUGUCUCUCUCUCUCUCUUAUAUUAACUCUCUCUCUCUCUCUCUCUCUGACUGAAGAUCUAAUUGUUUUUCUCUCUCUUUUUACAUUAUCUCACUAUCUCUUUCACUAUUAUUCUCUCUCUCUCUCUCUCUCUCUCUCUCUCUCUCUCUCUCUUUACCUCAACUAUCUCUCUUUCUCUCUCACUCCCUCUCUUUCUCUCCCUGAAGAUUAUCUUGUUGUUUUUCUCUAUCGUUUUAAAUUCUCUCUCUCUCUCUCUCUAUUUCUCUUUCUCUCUCUCAUCCUCUCUAUUUCUCUUUCUCUCUCACACACACUCUCUCUCUCUACCUCUCUUUCUCUCUCUCUAUUUCUCUUUCAUUUCUCUUCUUUUUUCACUCUCUGCUUUUUUUUUUUUGAAUACGUUUGA